AUGGAUGUAUCGGCUCAGGUUAAUGAUAACGGACAUGAGGAAGAACACCAGAAGGGCACAGAAUCAGGCUCAGAGAUGGGGGAGGGCUCGGAUGGUGAUGGAAAACUAGACACUGAAGAGAAGAGACCGACUUGGGAAGAGGAGAUGGCAGAGAACAAGGAGGCCUGGAAAUUAGCUGUAGAGUCAGGGGCUCAGUACAGUGAUGAAGAUGAUAUUAUGACGAUUUUGCAAGAGCAGAAUGAAGUAAUUGCUAUGAAACGACGACAAGCUAAGCAAAAAGAAAAAGCUCGAAGAAGUCAGCCAAAAAAUCGUAAACAAGUGCUGGAAAUGUUGGGUUUGGUAGAAACAAAGAAUGAGGUACUGACUAAAUUUGAUGUUGUUCGUAUCUGGGGAAGUGACAGAGCGUGUUGGGAGUUUGUUGGUUCUAUUGGAUCAUCUGGAGGACUAUUGGUAAUAUGGAAUGAAACGACAUUUAAACUGUAUAAUUGCUAUAAAGGGGAUAGAUGGCUGUGUUUAGAAGGGGUUGUGGUAAAAGAUAACUUUCAUUGUGCUAUUUGUCUGGUGUAUGGACCGCAUGAGAGAGCUGAGAAAACCUCCAUGUGGGAAGAACUGAGCUAUAUAGUAGGACUGUGUCAGGUACCGUUUUGUUUUUUUGGGGACUUUAAUGAAAUAUUGCAUUUGGAGGAAAAGAAAGGAGCGACUACAUUAUCGGUGUCUGCGGCAGAGUUUAGAACAUGGAUAAAUGAUAUGGAGGGACAGUCGUGCAGCCGUAUUGAUAGGAGCCUGGUUUCCUUAGGGUGGCUUGAUGUGUACCCGGAGACGCGUCUGAGAAGCGGUCCAAGAGGUUUAUCGGAUCACUGCCCUUUGAUCAUGGAAGAUUUCAGAAGGUUUGAUGGUCCAAGACCGUUCCGUAGCAUGGACUCGUGGUUCACGCAUGAAGGGUUCUUGAGAAUGGUAAAAAAAGAAUGUAGGGAAUUAGGAAACGUAACCUUCUUAGAGAAGAUGAAAGCACUGUCAGAACCUCUACGUAUAUGGCAUAAGCAACAUUUUGGGGAUAUGACUGAGCGCAUAAAAAGGUUUGAGGAGGAAAUAAGGAAGGUGGAUGAUAUGGUCAGUAGUGGAAGGUAUGAUGGUACAAUAGAGGCAAGGCGAAGGGCAUUAGUGAGGUGUUGUGAAAAGUGGUAUAUAAGGCAGGAUGUGCACUGGAAGCAAAUGUCAAGGUCUAGGCAUGCCACUGAGAUGAAUAGAAACACAAGGUACUUUCAUAAUAUUGCUUCGGCGAGGAGAAGGAGUAACCGGAUUGAGGCUUUGGUGAUUAAUGGGAGGCUAGUGAGGAAUCAAGCAAGAAUCAAGAUUGCAAUCCGGGACUUCUACAAACGCUUGUACCACCAGGAAGUGUCCCCAAGGGUGAGCUUUAGGGAUGGAUUAGUUAACCGUCUAGAGAGGGAGGAAGCGAAAACUUUAGAGGCGCUACCAUCAGUUGAGGAAGUGAAAGAGGCAGUUUGGGACUGUGAAUCGUCCAAGGCUCCAGGGAGUGAUGGAUACAACAUGAACUUUAUAAAAAAAAGUGUUUGGAUGAGAUUGGAACAGAAUUCACUGCAGCCGUGA
This is a messenger RNA of Arachis ipaensis, 1608 nucleotides long. RefSeq lists its product as uncharacterized. The record is from RefSeq and is a predicted model, not a curated record. Lineage: Eukaryota; Viridiplantae; Streptophyta; Magnoliopsida; Fabales; Fabaceae.